AUGGAUGUUCUGCGACUAGAUAUUGUGCUAGAUAAGCAGACUAACCGUAAGGUUGUUAACCGACGUUUCCGACUCCUCCAGACGAUAGGUCAGGGUCAAUUCGGCAAGGUGAUACUUGCAGAAGACCUCAGCAAAGACCAUGGACUCGUGGCGAUCAAGACCAUUAAUAGAGUUGAUCGAGCCAAAUUGAUAACAAAGACUUAUUUGAAUACAGAUAAUGAAAGAGUGUUAUCACCCAAUGUGGUGAAGCUAUAUCAAGUUAUAGACGACCUCAAGUUCGAUAAGAUCUUGCUAAUUGACUGGAAGAAGUAUAAUCACUUCCAUGAGAAAUACUUAAAAGAUGGGAGCAAAGGCAUCACGCUAAAUAAGAUCGUUAGAGACGUUGCCAAUGGACUCGAAUACCUACACAGCUACAAAAGAAUCAUUCAUAGAGACCUCAAGCCCUCCAAUCUACUCAUAAGUCUGGACCGGACAAUCAAAAUAUCAGACUUUGGGGUGAGUUUGAUUCUCGAGAACAACACUAAUGAUGACAAGGAGCUAGGGAAGACGAUGGGAACGCCAGCAUUCUAUGCCCCUGAGCUCUGCCAAUUCGUGAACAACAGACUACUGAUGCUCAAUGAAGCUGACAUGGCACGCUCAAAAGUUGAUGCAAGGAUCGACAUUUGGUCCUUUGGUGUCGUCAUCUACUGUCUCUUCUUUCACCAACUACCGUUUGAAGGGCACAACGAGUUUAGCUUGUUCAAGACUAUCGUGAACGGUGAACUCAAGUUUCCACGAACCCGGGAGAGCUCUCAUGUGAGGAUGGAAGAUUUGAAAGAGCUAGAGCUUCUAAAGGACCUCAUCAAGAGACUUCUCGCCAAGGACCCAAACUCACGUCCCACGCUUACAGAGAUCAAGCAGCAUAAGUUCACAACCUUUGAAUUAACCAGAAAAGAGGCCGAAACCUUUUUCAAUUUCAACAAGAAUAUCAUUUCGCAACAGGACCCAUUGGCUGCCGAGGCCUGGGAUGCUGAGAACCGCAUGUCCAACAAAAUCAAAAGGUUCUUUGGAGCAGGAAGACCUGAAACUGAGAUUCCUCCAUCGUCGAGACCAAUUCUGGUGGAUCAGCCAGUACUGCCCGUUAAAGAUAUCAAUGUUCUUGAUCUAGAAAAGGUCGAUGAUCUAUUAGACUCAUACCUUGAUGACUCGAGCUCAAUGGGAUCGCUUUCUGAAGAAGAGGGUGGUGCUUCAGUCAUUGACACCACAAACGUUUUAUCAUCGAUCAAGUUGGACAGAGAAAAACUACCGCAUACUACUUUGAAGAAAUCGGAUUCGGCACAGCUGAGGCUCUCAAGAAGCUCAGUGCCACCACCUUUGAAGCUUUCGUCAUCAUCGCUCUCAGUGCACAAAGGUGCAUCGACUCUGUCGUUCCCACAACCUUCAGCAUCGCCGUUUAGCUCCGGUCAGAGAACACCUAGCACUGCCGCAAGUAAUACUGUCACCAUUGGGGAAGGAUCACCAUCGUCGAUCAAGUCGAUCUUCAGCCCCACCGACGAUCAAUUCACUUUAUUCGCCUACCCAUGGGGAAGGAAAUACGGCAACCUCAUUUUCAGAUUUGGCACCCCGCCAUUCUUUGGCCGUUCGGAUAGGAGGGGAUCGACACUGGAGCUGAUCAGCAGCGUUCAAAGCACUGGAGGCUUUGGCUCGAGGAAGAAUUCCAUAAGCUCUACGCGAUCUAACGGAUUAUCGAAGAUCACCAGUUCCAGCUCCCUGUUGAAUCUUCACGGCUAUCUUACAGAUGAAAGCUCCACCUCUUUCAGCGGAAAGUGGCAGAAGGCCGUGGCUCGGGAAUUAGGAAGCGAGGAUGAGGAAGACAAACACGCACAUUCCCUGAGCGAUAGCGACGAAGUUGGCGACGAGACUCUAACAAUGCUGCCAAACAAGCUGGGAACAAUGGAUCAGAAUAUGGUUGAAGAGCACGACGCAGCCUCGCCUUUAGGCGCCCGCUCCCGCAAGCCCUUUGGCAAGUUGACCAAUAUCAUGAGCACAUUGGAGUCUGGUAAGAACAAGCUCCAGCACAGUACCAAGGCCUUCUCAAGAUCCAUGUCUCAAAUAUCCCGCUUCUCCGACUUGAGUGUCUUUGACGGCCCCAGCUCGGGCAUGCGAGACCUCGCCGAUGGUGAAACAACAGACGAAGACACCAGCAACGACACCACCUUGAACGACGACGACUUCCUCUGCUCUCCGCUGAACAAGCCUCAGCGCAGAGCACCACGCUGCAAAUCGUCCCAGGCAUCACUAUCGCAAAACCUUCUGAUCAGGAGGACUCAAUCGUGCAUUCAAGAUCCCAAUGUCACCGACAUGUUCGACGGAAGCGAGUGGCUCCCACAGACGAACCUCAGAACAUUCCGAGUAUCCAGCGACUUAUUGCCUCGGAUCGACGAAAAUGAGAUGCAAAAGAUUGUCCUGGGUCAUUACCGCAAUGAGUUCGACGACUACGUUGUUGUCGACUGCCGGUUCCCCUACGAGUUUGACGGAGGCCAUAUCGUCAAUGCCAUCAACAUAUCGUCCAAGACUGAUUUGGAGAUGCGCUUUAUCAACAACCGUCUGCUGGAAAACCGCAAGAGGCUCUUGAUCUUCCACUGUGAAUACUCCAUUUUGCGUGGCCCUACAAUGGCCGGCCAUCUUCGGAAGGCUGACCGCAUUCACAAUUCCGAGAAUUAUCCCAAGCUACUAUACCCCGACAUCGUUGUCCUCGAGGGAGGCUACAAGAAAUUCUUCGACAACCACAAAGAAUGGUGCGUUCCUCAGGCAUACGUCGAAAUGAAAGACAUCAAACAUAAGCGUACCUGCGAAGUGGAGAUGAACAAAGUCAUGCAAGCAUCCAAGCUCACCAGAGCUCGUUCAUUCAACCAUUUUCAACUGCAUUCCACGAGCCACUCUCGUUCUUCAUCCUUCACGGCACUCCUUACAUCGUCCGAACAGGCCACUUCUCCGGGCCUCACAACUUCCAUAAGCACCGGACAAGUACCCAGGCGUAAAACAGCUGCAAAGGUCCACAAGAGGCAAGACCGCAAGGAGCUUAGGCUUCAUCUUUCUCAGCCUCUGAUCAAUUGGCCCUCUCAGCUGUCAGAGUCGUCCUUGACUUCAGAACUCACUCCAGGGAUAUCCUCCUGUUUCGACGACGAUGCAUUUGCUCCACCUUCUGCCUUGUUUAGGGAACAUAGCAAGAGCCUGUCAUUACUGCUGGCCUCCAUACAUUCUUCAGCGCUGCUGGUCUGUUCUGAAACCUAUUCUUCCGCAUAUACUUCCACCGAUUCAUUGGCCUCAUCUCCGUCUGCUGACUCUCCAGAAUAUUUUGAGACUGCCACCUCGAACUCGAAUCAAUCAUUAGCUCACAUGUUCUCCCUCCAGAAUUCCCCAUACCUGUUCCCAGGACCAGGCUCUACAAAGUCAAAGAGACCCUCGUUACAAAGACCCGUCUACCGCACACCAAGACCAUAUGUCAAUAUGUCUUCGCCAACGACGAGUUCCCCACUUACAACUACCGCUGGUGGCUUCCAAUCAGAUCCCAUCAACGAAACACCACUUCCGUUCUCACUCAAGCAGCAUGCUCACCACAGCUCGGAGAUCUACGAGGAGGAUGAGGAGUCUGAAUGA
This is a messenger RNA of Candidozyma duobushaemuli, 3639 nucleotides long. RefSeq lists its product as uncharacterized. Gene Ontology annotation, cellular component: cytoplasm. Gene Ontology annotation, biological process: peptidyl-serine phosphorylation; positive regulation of cell cycle G2/M phase transition; protein dephosphorylation. NCBI's taxonomy places the organism in Eukaryota, Fungi, Ascomycota, Pichiomycetes, Serinales, Metschnikowiaceae. The transcript is spliced from 6 exons. Gene Ontology annotation, molecular function: protein serine/threonine kinase activity; protein tyrosine phosphatase activity; ATP binding. The record is from RefSeq and is a predicted model, not a curated record. The coding region runs from base 1 to 3639 and encodes 1212 amino acids.